AUGCCACCGGCCAGGAAAGCCACGAGUGAACCCACCAAUUCUGCAAGUUGUCCACACAUUACCGAUUUUGUAAAGUAACUGACCAUUGCUAACGCUCAACAUCUGUUGUGAACCCCAAAUCUCACCUCACGACGCCGCCCGCCGCCGCGCCCACCUUCGCGUGUGUCACAGGAUCACGAGCAUGAGACGGAGGACGACGAUCAUAGAGGAGACGGGAGCAAGGGCAAGGGGAAGAAGUCGACCAAGUCAAAGUGCGUUGCAAUCUGGCGAAUCGACAUCUCACUGCGCCACGACAUCUGGGCCCCUUACGCCCUCGGUUACGCUACCCGAUCCCCGAGUUUCGCGGGGAGCCACCGGCUCAGCACAGGGUGACGGCUUCGAAGUACUGACACCUGCUUGCUUUCCUGCACUCAACCGAGUAGAGAGUCCGCUCAACGUAAACAGCAGAACCGACUAGCCCAACGUGAAUUUCGUCAGGUUCGUCCACGCCUCGACCCUGUUCGGGGGGGAGGCGCAGCAGCGGUCAAUUUCACUAUCGCAUCAAUUCACCGCUAACGCCGAUCAUCCUCUCCUCCGCCAACCCCCCCUCUUUGACCUUGAUCAAUCUAGCGCAAGCAAGCCUAUGUUAAAGAACUCGAAGUUCGGGUCAACCUCUUGGCUCGGUCCAAAGACGAUCAGUUGGAAGGGAUGAAACUGGUCGGUCCAUCGUGGCUUCGUAAAUUCCACGAACGACCGACUGAUACGGACGUCUUGAUGGGUCGCAGACGAUUCGUACGCUGUUGGACGAGAACCAAGAGCUGAGGGAAGUGCUGGGUCAUUUGGGUCGAUUCAUCGUACGUUACCGAGCAUUCUCGUCGAUAUCAUGGCAGGGCUUUCUUCCCUCCGGCUCCGAAGGAGUCGGUCACUGACCUCCACCUCUACAUUGUCAUUGUCGCGAUACCGCAGGGCUCGGGACUUGGUGGCUGUCUGCCCGAAAUUGGCCUUAGCCCAGAAGGUCAGUAACUGAUGGGAUGGUUGGACUGCAGAUUUGCUCUCUAGGAACGUCCUGUAUUGACCAGAGUGCGAUACCCAUAUACAGAGCUCAAGAGGUUGGCCGCCCGAGGUCGAUUAGAUGCCGUUCACAAGAUCAUUGAGCAGAUGGACCGAAAGGAUUCGAAAGAGCAAGAUCCAUGGGCUCGCAAACGCAGUUCGAGUCAGAACGGGCGAGCAGAAUCGUCGAACCCAAAUGCCGCCAGCGGAACUUCCGGGCAGACCGUCGCGACGACGAGUGGUAGUGGCGAUGCCACCGAGUCGAACAAGGCUACAGGGAAGAAGAGGGCCCGAACUUUGGAUUCGACAUCGAGUCUUUCUGCGCAACCCGGGGGACCCGAUGCCAUGAACGACAUGAAUGGGUACUUUUCUAUUGACCCGACGUUCAUGGCACCUUGGAGUCAGGGCUUGCAAGAUGAACCGAAUGGAUCCCUUGAAGGGGUUUCACUGUUGUCGAGCAACGACCAACGAAUCACGCCCCGGCAGGUCGUCCGAGAACGACGACUGCUGGAAGGGUACCCUGCCGCCACAGCGACGACAACAUCAACUACAUCAGCUUUCGGCAACGGAGGUAUGUCCAACAAGAAUACGACGGAUCUCGGUGCGUCGUCGUCCUCGGUCACCGGUACUUCCUCCAUCUCUCCUGAUCCGCCCUAUCACCACAACACCCAUGAAUCAACGUCGACGCUCGAGGACGUGCGGUCCGAGAUGCGCCAACAGCACGAGGAAGCGAAUGCGGUGAUCAGAGACCUGAUCAUCUCGUUCAACUUGUCGAGCGAAUUCUGGACCAGUACGGACGAGGAUGGGGCCAAGAUGUUUGUCCAAUUCGUCAGUGCACUCUGAAAAAAGGUGGAACGAAAGAGGAUAUGAAAAGCUGAUGCACUGGCGUAUUAUGCAGAUACUGAACCUCUUGUCGCACCCUACGGACAACGCCAAGCUACAAGCGAUCCAGCUGAUAGCAUGCAAGUCCUCUCCACAAGGCUCCUGCCCACCACGUCAAACUCACCAUGGUUCGUUCUUCUGCCUCAGAUCACGUCCGGAACAAGCUCGAAAACCCAUCGUACCACCUCCCCCCGGCCUUACGAGCGACCGAGAUUCAGCAAUCGAUCCCUCACCCCCCCUGGGUCGACGGUAUCAUCUUCUCUUCACUCAGGGAUCGAGUGAUCCUUUUACCCAAAGGUCGAUGCGAUCUACCCGUUUUAUGGAACGAUAUAAUGGAUCAUGUCGAAUGUCAUGAGAACUCGGAUUGGUCAGUUCAAAACCCCAUCUUUCAAAUAGGAGCUUGCGUCCGUCCCUACUGAAAAAGAUCCCACUUUCUUCUUCGCUACAGUCUCUCCCCAGCGAAUUGGGAGAUUUCGGAACACUUUAUGAAAAAGUACUGGUACCUGAUCGACGAGAACGUGUUGACGAUCAGUAAUCGAUGGAGGAUGGAGCGAGGGGAAAGAAUGUUGGAAAUGAAGGAUCUCGUACCCGUUUAA
Microbotryum saponariae is the source of this 2507-nucleotide messenger RNA. The record is from the annotation of a GenBank genome assembly. Lineage: Eukaryota; Fungi; Basidiomycota; Microbotryomycetes; Microbotryales; Microbotryaceae.